Purpureocillium lilacinum is the source of this 1056-nucleotide messenger RNA. RefSeq lists its product as uncharacterized. Gene Ontology annotation, molecular function: methylmalonyl-CoA epimerase activity. The record is from RefSeq and is a predicted model, not a curated record. Gene Ontology annotation, biological process: L-methylmalonyl-CoA metabolic process. NCBI's taxonomy places the organism in Eukaryota, Fungi, Ascomycota, Sordariomycetes, Hypocreales, Ophiocordycipitaceae. Gene Ontology annotation, cellular component: mitochondrion.
AUGGGAGACGCCCGCCUAGCCCCAAAUUCUGGUGCCGCUGUGCCAGACACCACCGCUGCCGGAGAUGAUCAGGAGACGCAAGCAUCCUGGCUCCAGGGCCAGAACAUUGAUACAAAGGGCAGGAUCCAGCUAAACAAGGUCUCUCACGUCCGCUACCAGCACCCAGACCUCGAUGAGAUUCACAAGUUCUUGACAGACUUCGGCAUGGAGGUCGCGAAGAAAGGAGACAACGAGGUCUGGUACAGCGGAUAUGGAGUUGACCAAUACGUGUAUUAUGCACGCAAAGGGCCUAGAGAGUUCCUUGGCGGCACGUUCGAGGCGGCGUCCGAGGACGACUUCCAGAGGGCUGCACGUCUUCCGGGAGCAGGUGACAUCCAGGCCCUCGAUGACGCCCCGGGUGGUGGCCGGCUGGUCACAAUUACUGACCCUGACGGCUUUCCCGUCAACAUCAUAUUUGGCCAAGAGGCUAAAGAAGCCGGGAGCAACCCGAACAAGCUUCCACUGAACUACGGCAUGGAAAAGGAGCGCGCCCGCAAGUUUCAGAGGUUCCAGACCGGACCUGCGGCCAUCCACAAGCUUGGACACUUUGGCUUCGUGACGACGCGCUUCCAGGAGCUUGUCAAGUUUUACACGUCAACGUUCAACAUCACUCCAUCAGACUUUGUCUACGUGCCAAAGGACGGCAAGAAGGAGGUUGUCACGGCGUUCCUCCAUAUUGAUCUCGGAGACAAGCUUGUCGACCACCACACUCUGUUCCUCAGCUCCGGCCCGACCUCUCACGUCCACCACUCGUCGUUUGAGGUUCACGACUUUGACACCCAGAACCUCGGACAUCAGUGGCUCGCGCAAAAGGGAUACAAGUCCGUCUGGGGUGUCGGACGUCACGUUCUUGGCUCCCAGAUAUUCGACUAUUGGUGGGACACUACUGGCAACAUGGUGGAACAUUAUGCCGACGGAGACUUGAUUAAUCGCGAGUCCCCAAUUUCGUAUUCGCCAGCUGGGAGCGAGUCGCUUGCUGUGUGGGGGCCCGAGCUGCCAGAGGCUUUCUUGGCUUAG